AUGUCGAACUCCUCCUCAACGAUUGCCGCAAAUGCUGACACUGCCGAUUCUAGGAGGCGCGGACCUCCUGUGAAUAACGGCGGCCUCAGUCUCUGGCAGCAAAGCACACGGUCUUACUCGAAUCUCGAAGCGAACAGGAACAGCAUUCUGCCCUCAGAGUCGAAAUAUGUUGUAAUCGGUUCCGGUAUUGCCGGUGGACUGUUGACCUACGAACUGAUUCAAGCUGGUGUGCCUGGAGAAGACAUCCUCCUCUUAGAGGCCCGCGAGGCCGCCAGUGGUGCAAGCUCCCGAAACGCUGGCCACGUGCGACCCGAUGCAUUUCGGGGUUUCGAGACGUACGCGGAGCAUCACGGCAAAGAACAAGCACUUAAGAUCCUAGCAAACGAGCGCGUCGUUCUCGAAAAGGUGAACCAGUUUGUUCGCCAGCACAACGUUCCGUGCGACUUCAACUACACUACCACGUUCGAAUGCUGCAUGACGCCCGAGUUUGCCGACUACGAGAGGAGGAACUACGAUGCCUUCCGAAGGGCUGGGGGUGAUGUGUCCCAUGUCAAACACUAUACAGGGGAGGAGGCGGCAAAGAAGACCGGGAUCGCGGGGGUUGUUGAGGCAUACGAGUGGCCAGCUGGAUCAAGUCAUCCGGCAAAGCUGGCUCAGUGGCUUUUAGAUUCGGUCAUCGAGAAGGGCGUGCGACUGUACACGUACUGCCCGGUGGUUCGAGUGACGGAAGACAGAUCCUUGGGAAAGAAUACCAGCAUCUCCUCUCCGCUCUGGGACGUGCACACCCCUCGCGGCACCAUUCGGACAGCCAAGGUGGUUUACUGCACAAAUGGAUUCACUGGCCAUCUGCUCCCACAGCUCGCCCCCCAUAUUGUUCCAUACCGUGGGCAGGCACACGCCAUUGUUCCGGUCCCUACGUUCACCGGUUCCAAGAUGCUGCGCAGCACGUACUCUCUGCGAUAUUCCCUGAAUCACUAUUAUUCCAUCAUUCAACGCCAAAGUGAUGGUACCAUCAUUCUGGGGUGCUCGCUCCCCAAUCCUGAACUCCCAGCGGAGGUGAUUCGGGGUGUACGGACAAUAGACGACACGCAGUUCAACAAGGCCAUCAAGGACGAUGCCUUGAGCCAUUUCAAGGCUUUCUUUCCGAAUAUGGGCAUUGAACACGCCGUCCACGGGGAGGGCCUCGCUCACGUCUGGAACGGCAUCGUUGGCUUAACAAGCGACGAAGUUCCCUUCCUAGGCCCUAUUGAUGAUAGACCCGGCCAGUUUGUUUGCGCCGGAUUCAAUGGCCAUGGCAUGGCACGUAUAUUUACGAGUGCACCCGGUGUAGCCAAAUUGAUUCUGGGUCGCCCUUGGGCCGAGACGGGACUGCCUGAGUGCUUCAAGUUCAGCCAGGCACGGCUUGAUAAGCUCUCGAGUUCGCUCAAGCCUGCGACAUCGCUCGGUCCCGCUCAGCUCCGACCUUCACUAGCCCUUGGCAUCUCUGCGGAACAAAAUGUCAAGGAUAAGACCGCGGAAUGUCGCGUGCUGCAAUUGCCACAGACAGAAGGUCCGAUGCAAUGGAGGGCAUCAAGGCCUAUACUCACAUCAUACGCAGAGCACCCAUGCCAGAGAUGCAGCUCAAGAGGGAUCGAAUGUCUCUAUUCCAUCAAAGACAAGGCCAUCCUUGUCCCCGAGGACUACUUGCGGCGCAUAGACAGUUCAUUGAAUGAGCUGAAAGAAAUGAUGCAGAGAAACAGCUCUCUUAUCUCGACCACCCAAGCCAGUACCGAUGCUGUAGCGGAUUCAAGUGAACGGCCUCACGGGGAUCAUAGUGUAGCUGUCCAAGCGCUUGUCGACGAUUCGACGCCCGAGUCCUUCAUCCGCAAGAUGAGAGAGGUUCUCCAACCCGGCAAUCAAACGAGCAGCAAUGUGUGGUCCACGGGGCUGUCGCCGAUAUUCCCAGGCAGUCAGAGCUCAGCCAGCCUUGGUUCCGCACCGGAUCAGCAGCGGUACACAGUUAUGCGAUUUGACAGCCUUCAAACGAAUCUCGACUUCAAACUCCCUACAUAUUCCUAUGCCGUAAAAGUGGUCACCGUAGCAGAGCGACUAUUUGGGGACUAUCACACAUUCCUGCGCAAGAGCUUCUGGAGGGAUCUUCAUGGGACAUACACAGACUUCCAGUCAUACUCAGCCAACCGGAAUUGGCUCUGUAGACUGUCGCUCAUCUUGGCUAUUGCAGAAGCUGGUGCAGCGAACGAUUCGUCAAUCGCCACUACUGUAUCAUCGAGAGAGGAGAAUGCUUCCUCUACUUCGGAAAUUGAUCAAACGACCCCUUCGGCCCUAUCAUCAGGGAUUGAGCUUUUCGAACAAGGCCUCCUCAUGCUCAAGGUCUCGUACGAGGAGCCAACUGUGGAUGAUAUCGAGGCUCUCAAUCUCGCUUCUCAUUGCAGUUACAUCCUCAAUCGCCGAAAAUCCGCAUACAUGUACGCAGGUCAAAGUAUUCGUCUGGCGCGCAGCCUCGGCCUCGAUAGACCUGCACCAUCAUCACUCUCCAAUAUCGAGCGGGAGCACAGAAAGCGUGUUUGGUGGACUGCAUUUUGCAUUGAUCGAUCAACCAGUGCCGAGCUCGGUUUAUGCCCUGCCUAUGCUCGCAAGUCCGACAGUCUCGACCUCCCCGACUCGAGGUCUCUCACCUCAGAGGAAAAGGAAGAGUUCUACCCCGCAGAACUGUUGAAUAUGCAAAUCAAAGUGUGCGAGAUGAAGAGUGACGUGAUCGAAACAGUGAGCACACUGAAGAAUAAAGACAUCGAGCGCCCGUACGAGAUCAUUGGGGAGUGCUUAGACCGGCUGAAUAGAGGCAGAGAGGCCUUCCCGCGCGACCUAUGUUCGUCUAGCAAUAUUCAGCAGGAAUACAGCCAUUUAGACGUCCGUGUAUUGUCAUCAAUGGUGCUGCGGUACAAUCAGUGCUACAUACUCCUCCUUCGCCCGAUUCUGCUCCAUCAAUUCGCUUUCAUUCUGCGCAAUGAUGGUGUCAUUACCCUCUCAGACGACAUUCGCUCCAUCAAUCAAAUCUGUCUCGAGGCCGCGCGGAGCAACGCGAAGAUCCUGCUUAACUUGGCUGGCUCACAGAAGCUAGUCAAAUACGGGUACUGGGACUCCGUCCACCUCUUCUCUAGUCUGAUGAUCCUGAACCUUGCCGGUCUCAUAAACCGCAGGCGCCAGGGCGCUGACCAGUCAAGCAAAAAGGGGACGGAAAAUGACGAUUCGAUGUAUCAGCAGGGCCGUCGCAUUCUGCUUGAAUUAGCAGAGGCAGGGAACGUCCCCUCAAAACAUCAUCUGAGCAUGCUUGAAGAAGUAGAGGCGAUCGGAGAGAUUCACGCGUGGCCGGAAGACAGCGCCCUUUCCGGGUCAGAGAACGUUGGGAUCGAACUGGGCUUCGACAACUGGGGCGAGCUAAUAGUUCCUCCAGAUCUGAAUUUCGACCUUUUUAACCCGUCCUCCUCAUAUUUCCAAUACAUGUAA
This is a messenger RNA of Clonostachys byssicola, 3504 nucleotides long. The record is from the annotation of a GenBank genome assembly. NCBI's taxonomy places the organism in Eukaryota, Fungi, Ascomycota, Sordariomycetes, Hypocreales, Bionectriaceae.